AUGGAAGCAAGUUCGCAGGAGGAACUCAGGAUACCAUGCAGGACAGCCAAGGAAAAAAUACUUAAACACAAACUUGAUAAAAUGAAGGCAAGGCGCUGUGCUGAGAAUUCUAGAUACACAAAGGCCUUUUCAGACAAAGUAAUUAUGGAGAACCUGCUCACUUUGACAACUGUUGAAGAUGAGGCAGUGGACAAAAGCAGCUUUAAGACGUGCAACCAAAUUGCUUUCUAUAGACGUCAGAAAUGCUUGUGUCCUGGGAAGUCCUUAUAUCGAGCGUUGCUGGACACAGUGGAGUUAACCGAUAGUGGUGUCAAAUUCCAGAUUAUCAAUGAAGAGUGCGAGGUUCCUCUUUUAGUAGAACUUUAUGAAAUAGAGGGAAAUAUUUUCAGACUUAAAGUUAAUGAAAUAGCACCGUUGAAACCAAGAUAUCGAGUCCCUGAUGUUCUCAUAAAAGAGCCUGCCAACCUCAGGCUAACGAUAUCACAAAAAGAUGCAGGCGAGCUUGUGUUGUCUUGCUCCAGUGAAGACCAGCAGCUUUACAUCACAGCAAAUCCAUUUCAGAUACAGCUAGUUUCCAAUGAUGAGAUUGUAUUGAGCAUGAACACAAAUGGCCUGUUGUAUUUUGAGCACCUGCAGCAUCCACCACAAAUCAGGGAAUCUACAUUGCAGAAAAAGGCAGAUGGAUCAGCUGGCUCUUCUAAGGAAAAUCAAGAAGACUUGGGACAUUGGGAAGAAAAGUUUGGUAGUUUUUUAGACAUCAAAGCCAGUGGUCCCAGUUCUGUAGGCCUUGAUUUUUCUUUACAUGGAUAUGAGCAUGUCUAUGGAAUACCUCAACAUGCAGAGACUCUUCUGCUUAAAAACACCAGUGAUGACGAUGUCUACCGGCUUUAUAACCUGGAUGUCUUUGGAUACAAGAUCCACAGCAAAAUGGGCAUUUAUGGUUCAGUGCCAUUGCUCUUAGCACACAAACCAGACAGAACCAUUGGAAUCUUCUGGCUGAACUCCUCUGAAACUUUAGUGGAGAUGGCUACCAAAGCUGCAGUGGAGGCUGAGGUCUCUAGAACUCCUGACCUCUCAAAGCAGAGAGUGCUGCCUCAAACUGAUGUGCGCUGGAUGUCAGAAAGCGGAAUCAUUGAUACUUUCAUCCUAAUGGGGCCCCGUCCUUUUGAUGUUUUUAAGCAGUAUGCACAACUGACAGGCACCCAGUCCCUGCCUCCACUCUUCUCCCUCGGCUACCACCAGUGUCGCUGGAACUAUGAAGAUGAGAAUGAUGUAAAAGAGGUUGAUGCAGGGUUUGAUAAGUAUAGCAUCCCUUAUGAUGUUAUAUGGCUUGACAUUGAGCACACUGAUGGCAAGCGGUAUUUCACGUGGGAUAAGAAGAAGUUCUGUGAUCCUGACAGGAUGCAGAAGGAGCUUAUGAAGAAGAAACGCAAGCUGGUUGUCAUUGUGGACCCCCAUAUCAAGGCUGAUCCUCAGUAUGCUACAUAUGCACAAGCCAAAGAAAAAGGUUAUUUUGUAAAAGAUCGUACAGGCAAGGAUUUUGAGGGCCUCUGUUGGCCAGGUCUCUCAUCUUAUCUGGAUUUUACCAAUCCUAAUGUCCGAGAGUGGUAUGCAGACCAAUUUGCCUUCAAAAAUUAUAAGGAUUCUUCUGAGAUCCUUUUUGUCUGGAAUGAUAUGAAUGAGCCUUCAGUCUUCAGAGGGGUAGAAUUAACCAUGCAGAAGGAUGCUGUCCACCAUGGUGCUUGGGAGCAUCGGGAGGUUCAUAAUCUGUAUGGAUUUUACCAGCAAAUGGCAACUGCAGAAGGACUGACCAGGCGCAGCGGGGAUCUGGAGAGGCCCUUUGUCCUCACACGCUCUUUCUUCGCAGGAUCACAGAAGUAUGGCGCCGUAUGGACUGGAGACAACAAAGCAGAUUGGAGUUACUUGAAAAUCUCCAUUCCAAUGUUGCUUACAAUCAGCAUAGCAGGAAUUUCAUUCUGUGGAGCGGAUAUAGGUGGAUUUAUUGGAAAUCCAAGUCCGGAACUAUUGGUUCGAUGGUAUCAGGCUGGGGCACUCCAACCUUUCUUCAGAGGCCAUGCGAAUAUGCACACCAGGCGUCGAGAACCGUGGCUGUUUGGAAAAGAGAACACACAGAUUAUCAGAGAGGCUAUCAAGGAGCGCUACUCCCUCCUUCCUUAUCUAUAUUCACUCUUCUACCGAGCUCAUACUGCUGCUGAACCAGUCAUGAGGCCUCUCUGGGUAGAAUUCCCCAAGGAACUUAAAACUUUUGGCAUAGAAGAUGAGUAUAUGCUUGGAAAUGCUUUACUGGUGUAUCCAGUCACUGAACCAAAAGUCACCCCAGUUAAUGUCUUUCUGCCUGGUUCACAAGAGAUCUGGUAUGAUUUUCGAAGAUUUAGAAGGCUGGAAGGUCAAGGCACACUGAAGAUUCCAGUAACAUUGAAUAGUAUUCCUGUGAUUCAGCGUGGGGGAACUAUUAUACCACUAAAGAUUUCUGUUGGAAAAUCUACAGAAUGGAUGACAGAUGUCCCUUAUGAACUCCAUGCUGCCCUAGAUUAUAAGGAAUCUGCAACAGGUGAGCUGUACCUGGAUGAUGGCCAUUCGUUCCAGUAUCUCCAUAAGAUGCAGUUCCUGCUCAGGAAGUUCACCUUCCAUGAGAAUGUCUUCUCAUCCAGGUGUGCAGAUGAGAAGGGCCAGUUCCAUACAAAAUGUGUAGUUGAACAAGUACUGAUUUUGGGAAUUAAAAAGCAACCUUCUUCUGUGACAGCCAGAAUCCACGAUGGAAAAGACAAAGCAGUGGCUUUCACAUAUGAUGCCAAGAGCUCUGUAUUAACCCUAAAAAAGCUUUCAUUAAAUGUUAGCAUUGACUGGGAGUUGGAAAUCAAGUGAGAAGAUAAACUGAGGCUUCAGAGAAGUGUAUGAAAUAGCAGCUUGGAUGCCACUAAAAUUUCCC
Messenger RNA from Euleptes europaea (tarantolino), 2950 nucleotides. RefSeq names its product glucosidase alpha, neutral C (gene GANC). The record is from RefSeq and is a predicted model, not a curated record. The coding region runs from base 1 to 2886 and encodes 961 amino acids. The transcript is spliced from 25 exons. Gene Ontology annotation, biological process: carbohydrate metabolic process; N-glycan processing. Gene Ontology annotation, molecular function: alpha-1,4-glucosidase activity; carbohydrate binding. Lineage: Eukaryota; Metazoa; Chordata; Lepidosauria; Squamata; Sphaerodactylidae.